AUGUCCAGUGAACGUGUCUUCCGCUUGCCCUUUCGCAAGCCGCAAUGGAUGAACAGCGCCACUACCCGUACCGCCGGCCUAACAUGGCCGCUACAGUUUGCUAUCGCCCUCUUCGUCUUCCUUGAUGCCGCCAUCUAUUCCAAAUCUGCCCUCAAUGGCUCCGACGUACACAUGACCUUUAUCGACUGGAUUCCCGUCAUCUUCAGUGCCCUCGGCAUGCUUAUCGUCAACUCGAUCGACAAGACCCGUCUUUCUGCCGAUAACUUCAGCUACAGCGGUGAUGGUGUCGCCUGGAAGGCUCGCGUUGUCUUGUUCAUGGGCUUCGCUGCUAUGGCUGGUGGUCUCGCUGGCGGUGUCACCGUCAUGGUCCUCAAGUACAUUGUUCCGCAAUACACCUUCCCUACUCUCUGGUUCGGUGUCGCCAAUGUCAUCGCCAACGUUUUGGUCUCUCUCAGCUCUGUCGUCCUUUGGGUUUCGCAGAACAUGGAAGAUGAUUACACCUAUAACUUGCAGCUAUAG
Messenger RNA from Aureobasidium musti, 519 nucleotides. The record is from the annotation of a GenBank genome assembly. NCBI's taxonomy places the organism in Eukaryota, Fungi, Ascomycota, Dothideomycetes, Dothideales, Saccotheciaceae.